UUUUUUAAUCUUUGUUUGUUUUGUUAAAAAUCCAUAAAUCUCCAUUUACAACAAUAUAAGAGGAAAGGAGCAAAUUAUUUCAUUUUAGAAGUAUAAGUUACUCAGUAGCGCGCAGAUACCUCCGCCAAGCACGAAAUAUCCUACACAUCACUUUCUUGUGUCAUAUUGGAAAUAUAAUAACAGGGAGUGGUUUGAUAACAUCAAUUAUACAUUUUUCAUAAAACAGACUUAAUGACGGAGGACAUAAGAAAAAAUCCUGAAUCUUAUUUUUGAGUAUUGGAUACAUUUGCUUUUUAAUUUUUUGCAGCGACCGCCCAUUUGAUUAUCUUUAGAAGGCACAUAAGAUGGAUGACAGUUAAUCUGCCAGGACAGUUUUACCUCUGCCCUGAUUUCAAAUGGCUGUGAUGCACAUCUGAGUUCACAUGCAUGAUGUGUGGCAGGACUCAGGAAGUGGUGAUGAAACAAAGGUAGAGAAAGCAGAAGUGUGUCUGGCGCAGAGACUCUGCCAGACACCCUGCGCUCACUGGAGAGUCUGGCAUCCGAGAGACAAUUUCACAACCAUCAAACUCCAACUUCCUGCAGUGACACCAUGACAUUCAACUGCACAUUUGACGCAGUGGACGAGCUGAUGAAAUAUUUGGAGCUGGCCAUCUACAUACCCAUAUUCAUCUUUGGUCUGUUCCUGAAUGUCGUCGCGCUGGUGGUGUUCUGCAUCUUUAUGCGAAAAUGGACCGAGACCACGAUCUACAUGACCAGCUUGGCUCUCAUGGACAUGCUGCUCCUCUUCCCUCUUCCCUUCAAAAUGCAUGCGACCAAUAACAACUGGGCGGCCUCCCUCCACCCUUUCUGCUCAGUCUUGGAGAGCCUGUACUUUGUCGGGAUAUAUGGCAGUAUCUACACCAUCAUGUGUAUAGCCCUGGACCGGUGGGUGGCUAUCUGUCACCCAUAUAAAGCCAAGUGGCGGCGCUCGCCCAAAGCAGCUCUAGGGACCUGUGUGGGGGUGUGGUUGCUGGUGCUGGCAGUUCUCUUUCCAACCGUCCAUGGCUUCAGGGAGCCCGCGAAGGUGGACUUCCAGUGCUUCCACGAGUUUUCAAACAAAGGUUGGAGCCCCCCUGUGAUCAUCUGCCUGCAGCUGUUUGGGUUCCUGCUGCCGGCCCUGGUGGUGGUCUGCUGCUCAGUGCAGACCAUCCGGGCUCUUCGGCAGUCUGGUGAGCACAGCCCUCAGAGCCGGGCCUGUGUGAGGGUCAUCUACAGCAGCCUCGCCGCCUUCCUGUUACCCUUCACCCCGAGCCACCUCGGCAUCCUCCUGCAGUUCCUGGUGCACCAAGGAGUCAUUCAGGAUUGUGACAACAAGACCAGGAUCAGCGUGUUCAUACAGGUAGCCAUGUGUCUGUCCAACAUCACCUGCUGCCUGGACGCUUUCUGCUACUACUUCAUCGCCCACGAGGUGAGGAGCUCCAAAGACAACUUCAGGAUGUCGAUCAGCCAGAGAAGAGCCACGUUCAGCACAUCAGAGGUCUGAGGAAGGACAGUUUGAGUUAGAGCAUGAUGGGGUCCUCAGGAGGACCAGUUGACACAAGAUCUGGCUUCUUGAGAUUUAGCAGGGCUAUGAAAGGACGGAAGAGCCUGUGUUUCAAGGGGCUGAAGAAAUGGCUUGCAGAGAGUGCGACCUCGAUUGAAAACAGAGCAGAGAAUAACUUUGAGGCUGUCGUGUUUAGGAAUUUUUUUUUGUGAUUAGGUCCAAUGACAGGAAGAAAGGAGGCACCUCCUGAAACCUCAAAGAGAAAUACCACAGCAUGAGACUUGUCUCAAAGAACUAUCAGGUCGUACACACUGACAGCGAGACACUGAUGUGGGAUGUGAUUCAUUUGAAAGCAGCAGGAUAUUAAAGAGCACAGUCAUUUUAUUUUCUCAAGAAGUGAAGUCAAACAUACUGGACUAAAGAUCGGGGACGAUAAACUCUGGAUUAAUCUGGUUCGAUAGAUACCAAAACAUUUUUAUUAGAGACGGGUUAAAAUAUUAAUUUAUUUGUGAUUUAUUUAUAGACUUAUCGCGCAUCUCUAUAAAAUGCAGAUAUACAUAAAAAUCAACUUCAAGCCAGUAUAUAAAUUAGACCUAAGCAAUUAAAUAAAUUUUUAUUAAUUUCCAUAUUCAUGCAAAAGUGAAUUUCAAUACUCAUUUAUCUAGUAUAUGAAUAACCGCAUUUUAGUUGUGAUCUUGAAACAUGUGAAUUUAAUGCAAAUGAAAAUAACAAACGAUUUUUAUCAAACUUUAAUUAUAAUUUCUUAACUUCUUCUUCAGCACAUUUUUUAUUGUAACGCAAAUAACAAUAUCUAUCACCGAUUUAUAAGUAACUGUAAAUAUAGCAUCAGAAUAGUAUUUACAUUAAAGUACCCAUAAUCUAUUAUCAUUAUCCAUAAAUAAAUCCGGUGGCAUUAUGAUAAAUAAUUUUGCCAUGUUUAAAUUAUUUAAAUUAUAUUUUUGGAUGAAUAUACUUUAUCAAUAAUCCCAAUCUGAAUGAUGAGGCUAAUAAUUGAAAAUAAAGUAAUCUGACGUUUUAUGAGUAGAAACUGAAACUGAAACUGUUUGGUGUGUUUUUACAUUUCAACUGACAAAAUAUGCAAAAUGUAAAUAUCAUUUCACUAUGUACUUUUUAUUAGGAUUUUUAUUUAAAACAUGCAGCUUCACGAAUAUGCAUUUUCUUAAUGUUAAAAGGCUAUGAUGCUGUGGUGGUUACUGUACAUGAAUGCUUUUUUAUCAUGGUGUAUAAUCUGUAAAAUAUUGUUUUUGUCUUGAUGGUUUUAGUUUUACACCUUCCUCCUCUCUGCUCCAGUUUUCUUUAAUUUCUUUGCUUUUUAAGACUGAAGUGAUCCAGCUUGAGCUGCAGUUUUAUCUGUGGGCUCUGUAAAAUUAAACAUGUGAGCAUAAAUUUGUAUUUAUUAGAGCUUGACAGGAAGAUGGUGUUGACGGUUUGUUUUCUUACACAAUUAGAUUCAAUUGAAUGACUUUACAAUUAUGUUGAGACAUGAACGUUGGAUCUGUUUGGCCAUUGAAGACAAAGAAAAAUGCACUUUUAUAUUCUCAUGGCAUUAAUGUGGAAACCACAGAGCCUGUUACUUGUGAGUGUGUGUUUUUUUACCACGAUGACGCUGCAGAUUUCUCUUCUGUAAAAACAGAAGACGAAAGCAUGUGAACUGAAUAAAACUGACAGAAGCUGCGAGGAAGUUCAAAAAGGAAAGGAAGUUCUUGUCCCUUUAUGAACAAGAACUUCCUUUCAUAUUAUUAUUCAUGAUGUGUGUUAUGGAAAGUUUUAGGCCUAGUUUGUCAAUUCAGUUUCAGACAAUACAUCUGUUAACUACUUAAAUUCCCCCGUGGCUCACCAGCCUGGUCUCCCUGAUGGAUUUAGAAUAAAUCAUCCGUCUUUGGAAAAAACAUCAUUCUUUUCCCCGCCCAGAUUUUCUUCACAUUGUGUAUGUUUGAAUGAGUCGGUUGCAGAUAAAAACGUGAAAGACAAAA
Molecule: messenger RNA, 3516 nt
Organism: Pleuronectes platessa (European plaice)
Lineage: Eukaryota; Metazoa; Chordata; Actinopteri; Pleuronectiformes; Pleuronectidae
Product: G-protein coupled receptor 55
Exons: 3
Coding region: 590-1522 (310 amino acids)
Biological process (GO): positive regulation of Rho protein signal transduction; phospholipase C-activating G protein-coupled receptor signaling pathway
Cellular component (GO): membrane
Molecular function (GO): G protein-coupled receptor activity
Source: RefSeq, a predicted model, not a curated record